Messenger RNA from Achroia grisella, 1405 nucleotides. RefSeq lists its product as uncharacterized. Gene Ontology annotation, cellular component: membrane. Gene Ontology annotation, molecular function: phosphatidylinositol bisphosphate binding. The transcript is spliced from 6 exons. The coding region runs from base 51 to 1043 and encodes 330 amino acids. Lineage: Eukaryota; Metazoa; Arthropoda; Insecta; Lepidoptera; Pyralidae. The record is from RefSeq and is a predicted model, not a curated record.
GCCGGCGCAGAGUGAACACGUUGCAGCGCGUAGAGCGCAACCGAACCAGGAUGUCACCGGCAGCGUCGUUUGCAGAACGAUGGGCCCAGGACAAUCUGAUCCGGGAUCCGUCUGCGGAAGAAUUGAAAGUCCUUGAUAUAUUCCCCCACACGUGUGACGGGGAUGAGAUCGAGGCAGCGAAGAGGGCGAGACGGUACUAUGUUGCAAGAGGCCCUGGAGGCUUAGCACAGUUAUGGCAUAACAGGCAUCCAGACGACGAGGAUAUUCUAUCAAGCUGUCAAGAUUCGUUUAUAAUCCCCCUGCGGGCGCGGAGCGUCGGCGGCAGGCGACUAACAUUAAUCAGAUUGCCGGCACCCACUGCAUUAGAUAGGCCCCUAUCAGCUAAAGCCCUUCUUACAAGAUGGCUUAUGAUAUUGGAUAUUAGAUUACGCGAAGAUCCAUCACCUGGUGAGGAGGUGGCUUUCAUUGACGUCUCGGAUUUGCAGCCCGCCCAUUUGAAAAGCCAUUUCAGAAAGUCAUAUUGGCGAGAUUUUUAUCUAUGUAUGAAGACAAUAUAUCCUCGGCGGUUCUCAGAAGUUCACAUUAUCAACGCCCAGCACCUGAAGACGAUUCCACUACUACUGCUCCAUAUAGGCUUAUACCCUUGGAAAAGACAGAGGGUACAAAUCCAUACAAAUACUGGAGAUGUCAAUCAGGCGAUGGGUCUAGACUAUUUUCCGAUAGAAGAACUUCCUUAUGAGUAUGGAGGAAAAGCUGGUGCUAUGAAGGAUCUGAAUGACGAAUGGACGAAGAAACUAUUACUAAACUCAAAAUGGUUACAAUCUGAAGAAAGGAAGUUCUAUGACACGGAAUUGAAACCAGAGUUGCGGUCGAGAACUCGCCACCGUAGCAGUGUACGUAGUUUUGGCAACAAUGAAUCCUACAACAUGUUGACUAGAACACACUCGUGUAAAUCUUUACACAGGCAUGAUGACCUUGAUGAAGGUAUAUACGGUGCAUAUAGAACUCUAAAACUGUCGACUGAUAUGGGAUAUUAUCUGUGAUUAUUAGUUUAUUUGACAAGUGCGAGCAAGAAUUCGUCACACACCUAUGGCAAUAAGAUAUAAUAUAUGUUACAAAAGAACACAUUCAUGUAAUUUUUUUACUGUCAUGAUGACCUUGAUAUAUGGUAUGCUUUAAAAAUGACGACCGAUAUAGGAUAUAUUUGAAUGUUAAUUUAUAAUUGCAAUAACUUAAGUGAGACUAUGAAUCUGUAAGGGCAAACACAUUGAGGAGAAAACAGUUGUGAAAAUGUUUACACCAGCAUGAUUACAUUGAUGUAUGGAAUAUGCAAUGUUUACAGAAAUCCAAAACUAGUGACCGAACAAAGAACUGGGGACAUAUUCAGUAAUUGUUCGUUUAUUUG